Molecule: messenger RNA, 4077 nt
Organism: Dermacentor andersoni
Lineage: Eukaryota; Metazoa; Arthropoda; Arachnida; Ixodida; Ixodidae
Source: RefSeq, a predicted model, not a curated record
ACCCUGCAGCUGCGGCGACGUCGGCCGGCUUCUUGCAGCAGCCGUGUGUGUCACCCGCACGGCGGAGGGGAGCCUUUUUCACCGGCCGCGGCCGCCCCAUACUCGGGACAAGAGAGACGGACGGCCGCGUGGUGUCUUCUUGCUGGGAGCUCGCGCCGAGAGUUGCGCUCUGUAAAAGGGGCUCUGCUGUGACUCUGCCGCUCCUUUUCGACUGUGCUUCACGACCUCGUCUACUACGAAACGACCCUCACCGAGGACAAGUGUGCGCGAUCACUUGACCCGACAUCAUGCAUCAGCCGUGGUCGACGGCGCUGUGGCUCCUGCCGCUGGUGGUGUCCGCUGCCAGCCCAUCCUCGGCCGGCGACAGCGAGGAACAGCCGAAGGCCACCGCGUCGGGAACCCGCUCCCGGCGCAACGCCCUCGAAGAGCUGCAGUCGCAGAUCCGCUGGGAGUACGGCGGCUGGCGGCCCAUCAUGCCCGGCAGCCCCUUCUUCUUCGUGAAGACGAGCCGCGCCGUGCCGCUGGACGGCAGCGCUUCGGCGCUCACGCCCGUCAGGAUGCGCGCGCCGCAGCUGCACAACAGUCUCCUCAAGGACGAAUCCAAGGAAGACCUGAAGGCGGAAGCCUCCAGCGCAUCUGAACGGGUGGCCGAGUCGCAGUCGAUCGCUCGCCAGGUUCCGAUGGGCAGCGCGCCUGUCGGCAGCGCUGCAGGAUGCUGCGACUUUCAGCCGGUGCUGUACGUCAAGCACCAGUCGAACUCCGGUCAACAAGCUAAAGGUUCGAGCCCGGCGUGGUACGCCACAAAACCCGAAACCAACUUGGCAGGAGACGACGACGACGACUACCAGAAGGACGCCGGAAAGCCCGAGGGCGGCGACGAUCUCAAGUCGAGUGGCUCGCAAAUCGUGCACGGAAGCCCCAUAGGAGAUGAGAGGCCCCAGCUACCUCACCAACUUCUUCAUGACGGUUCGGACCCUCACGCGUCGGAUCCCUCACCAUUGGGCCUCGAGAGCGUAUUGAGCAAGCUGCCGGUCAACAUCCACCCCGUGCUUCAAGGUCAGGGCGAGCAGAUCAUGUCGGCCCUGGCGGGCCUGGACGGAAGCAUCCAGCCGUCCAACAUCGAGCAGCUGCUACAACACGUGCACGCGUCAGGUGCAGUAGCGCCGGACGUGGAACGACUCAUAGCAGCCAUGGUAAACUCAGCCCACGGCGGUCAAGGCCACGGGCCUGGUCACGGCGGUCCCGAAGCCUACCAGGAUGUGUCAUCCGUACAGGGCCUUCCACCUGGCGUCCAGCUAGCCCACCCGGGACCUGGAGGCCAGUACGGUGAGCAUCCGACGGCUCCACCGUACCACCCGCGCCCCGACAAGAACAUCUUCCGCUGGUACCCUAAGCCGAGGGCUACCGCGCCGCCGCCACACAAGCCUACUUACACGGAGAUGCCCAAAAAGCCCGGAGAGAUGAACAGAAAGCAACAAAAUUCACAAGGCAAGAAUUACGGAGGGGGAGGCAUGAACGAGCAGUUGCUCGUGCAGAACGCGCUGCACGCUAUGCAGAACGUGCAGCAUCAAGUGAUGGGGGCCACGCCCGUACACUUGGCUGUCGUUCAGGGUCCCAUCCUAACAGGCAACGCAGUUCAAUUUCCACAUCCGGGCCCCUUGCAGCAGCUGGAGGCUCCUCCACUGUCUCACCACUACGGCGGACUGGAUGGCGACGUGGCUCACGCGGACAGUCAACAGCACUUCGUCACUGCCAGGCCUCACGAUCCUCCCAACUUCGAUCGGCAAGCGCCGAGAAGGCCUCCACAACCGUUGCCGCCGCCCCCACCCCCUCCCCCUCCACCGCAGCACCUGCAGCAGCGCCCACCACCGCUGAAACGAGACCAGCCACACCCACACCAGCAACUGCAACAGCACCAUCUAGAGUACCAGCAGCAGCAUCACCAGCAGCACCAGCAGCACCAGCAGCAUUCGGUCCCCUAUCCAGGAUACCAGGAGCACACCAUAAGCGCCGAGAUAGUCCGUGGACGUCCGCAGGGAGACUAUGAUCCUAGACAGCCUCCCAGAAUUCACGUAGAGGACGUUCCGGCUGACGUUCUCGCGACGGGUAUUCAUCCGAGCGGCCACCCAAUACGCGUUGACGGCAUCAACCUUAACAUCAUAGCGCCGUCGCAACACGAGCCGCCACCAUUUCCACCUAGGCACCCUCAAGCUACGACGUCCCAGCCUUCUCCCGCUCCUGUGUUCACGCAUUACCACCGACCUGAGGACGUGGCGAGCGCGCCAUUCUUCCAGCACCAGCACCACCAGGACGCGGCACGCGACACUCACCAGCAGCCCACUUACAAUGCCACUGCUGACGCCACCGGCAAUAAGGAGCACUACUACGACCACUCGCCCUAUCACCCCGAUGACCGCAAACAAGAGAACCACAGCCGCGGAGAUCCGGUUUACCAGGAAAGCCAGAAGGAUGGACAUCACCAGGAAAGAGCUCCGGAGGAAGAUAGCAGGGAACCGUCCAAGGAAGACACGGGACACACUUCGGACUCUGAGACAGAGGAAGUAGAUUAUGACCAAUACACAGAUGAAAUUACAGAGGCCCCGGCUCCUGACUCGAAGGCAACCAGCGAGGCACCGCAGCAGGAACAGAAAGAAAAAACUGCACAGAGAGGAGCAAUUCACUUUCAUCCUAUACAGACGCCGACCGUGCAGAAGGAAGAAGAAAAGGCACAACUCUAUCACGCCUAUUACGCGCCAGCCCAACACAAGCCACCACCAGGGUACGUGCGAAUGACAGUGGAAGAAUUCAACAGGCUUUUCAAGGACGCCGAGAUACAGUUCAUUGGGUCAGAAAGCGACCUGAAUAAGAAACUAUCUGGAAAGACUUCGCAAAGCAAGGUGCAGUACUCGCAAACCGAGGACAAGGACUCCCAGACGUCGACUGUCAAGAUCGAAACUGUCGGACCCCAAGCGGAGGAGAAGAAAGUAGCAAUAAAGACCUCCGUUUCUAUGAGCACAAGCACAAGCACGGGUAACAAGGGUGGCUACCACUCAUUCAUUCAGCCCAGGGAGAACGCUGGCCGUGCGGUCAGUGACUCUCCUCUGGCAAACCUGCAGGCCACAACACGCAAGACGUUCAAGACAACCACGAGCAAGCCCUCCACACCGGAAAAUAUAGACAAGACCAACUUGCCUCCUAAUCUGUUCGGAGCCAGACUCAAGAUGCCAAGGACACAAAAGAGUCAGUCGUGAUCCGGGUUUUCACAUACGAUCUAGUGUUGUUCUUAUUCACUGCGAGAACACAAAUGGUCAGCCAAGAAGGCUGGUCUUUGCCGCCUUGUACAAUACUGCCUACAGGAAGAUCACAAGUACAACUCCACGAGGCGGCAAAGCUUUCGCCCGCAAAUUGGUAGAAAAGAGAGUUGCCGUAGCAAGGGGGAAUGCUCUGCGGCAUCCACGAUUCGACGACAUGCGUUGAAGGACUCUCUCCGAAAUGAGAAGAUUGAGCACUCGUAAGAAAACAAAGAAACAAAAGGUACCAGAGCGCGAAUGAGGUGGCUAUCGUUUUUACUGUGUCUAAUAAGACCACAAAAAAGGAAAAUAUAAUGCACAUCAAAGAGAAUCAGAACGGGUGAAACGGUGAGGCACGUGAAACAGGAAGAUGAGCAAGCUGAAGAAACUGUUGGCGUGCAACGUCAGGACGAAUGAUUGACCUACAUGUGUGUUAGUGCGUGUUUGCGUGUGUUUCUUGUGAUUACCUACCAUCAGCAUUAGCCGCGUGAGUGUAAUAUAGCUGCACCCCAGUGAAAGAGCGCCAAGUGAGACCGGAUGUUUCACGCCGCCGGAUUUCAAGAGCCCAUCUGUACUUCGUUCAGUCGUUUGUUCAACUGCUGUACAACGAACUUAUUUAUUGUUACCUCGGAACUAACCGGUAAAGAUAGCGAAUGUGAGUGAAAUUGAAUGAAGCAGCACCGUUCGAUUUCCGAUCUGCACGACGUCGGGCUCUGCCCGCAGUGAGCGCCAAUUGGCGCAACUUUGUACAUAGUGUAAUUCAGUCCAGUAAAGCUGUUUGUACGAA